AUGAAAUUGGAAUCAAUUGCUGUCUUUGCUGGUAUUGUUUCCACUGCGCUUGCUGGUGUUUAUCAUAAGCCACCACCAGCUACUACGUAUUGGACUACAAUCUAUGCUCCUUCAACAUCUGUCGUUACUGUCACUUCUUGUUCCAAAGGUGGAUGUGGCACUCAAUCCUAUGCUACUGGUGUCACUAAAACCAAGACUGUCCAUGAAGGUGUGACUACUGAAUAUACUACUUAUUGUCCAUUGACUACAUCCCACGAAGUUGUUAAAUCCACUUGCUCAGAUACACUUGUUGUUUGGUCUACUAGAUCUUUCUCCUGGGUUUGGUCAUUCUCAAAACCAGACGGAUGUGGCCAAAGUACUUCCACCAUUAAAACUACUGCUCAAACCGAUGUCCCUACUACUGCUACUGCUACUCCAUCUGUUUCUACUACUUGCACCACUGGAACCAAAACCAAAUGGUGGUGGGUUAUAAAGACUACUGAUUGCUCGGUUUACACUGUUUCAUCUACAUCAUCUUCCCUUAUUUCCACUAGUCAAGUUACCAGUAGUAGCAGUAUUGCAUCUACUACAGCUACUGCACCAGCAACUCCAUCUGUUUCCACAACUUGCACCACUGGAACCAAAACCAAAUGGUGGUGGGUUAUAAAGACUACUGAUUGCUCGGUUUACACUGUUUCGUCUACAUUAUCUUCCCUUAUUUCCACUAGUAAAGCUACCAGUAGUAGCAGUGUUGCAUCAUCAACUGGGUCAACUCCAGCUACUACCCCAGGUUCAAGUAUUGAGUCUACUCCAGCUACUACUCCAGGUUCAAGUACCGAGUCUACUCCAGCUACCGCUACAGGUUCUAGCACUAAAUCGACUCCAGCUACCACUCCAGGAUCAUCUGUUACUACUGGUAAAACAAGUACUGAUUGGAUUACUUCAUUUACCACCCACACCGCUCAUACUACUACUGUUAUCACUGUUACUGAUUGCGAUCACCAUAGCUGUACAUCAAACGUUGUUACCACAGGGGUUACUGUUGUGACAGUCACUACUACCGGUACCGUCACUGAAUACACAACUUACUGUCCAUUAACUUCAACAGAAACUAUUGUGACAAGUAAAACAACUUCAGCUACCACACCAGGUUCAUCUAGUGUUGAAUCCACACCAGGAUCUAGUUCUGCUACUACACCAGGAUCAAGUUCUGCUACCACACCAGGAUCUAGUUCUGCUACUACUCCUGGUUCAAGUUCUGCUACCACACCAGGUUUAUCUAGUGUUGAAUCCACACCAGGUUCAAGCUCAGCUACUACUCCAGGAUCAAGUUCUGCUACCACACCAGGUUCUAGUUCUGCUACUACACCAGGUUCUAGUUCUGCUACCACACCAGGUACAUCUAGUGUUGAAUCAACUCCAGGUUCAAGUUCCGCUACCACACCAGGUUCAUCUACUAUUGAAUCCACAUCAGGUUCCAGCUCUGCUACCACACCAGGAUCUAGUUCUGCUACUACUCCUGGUUCAAGUUCUGCUACCACACCAGGUACAUCUAGUGUUGAAUCAACUCCAGGUUCAAGUUCCGCUACCACACCAGGUUCAUCUACUAUUGAAUCCACAUCAGGUUCCAGCUCUGCUACCACACCAGGUUCUAGUUCUGCUACCACACCAGGUACAUCUAGUGUUGAAUCAACUCCAGGUACUAGUACAGGAUCAUGUUGGGUUUCUGUUUCUACUGGUGGAUAUGGUUAUGAGACAACUGUGACUAUUUGCUCUGAUGUUACUUCUGGACAAAGUGUUACCACUCCUACUACCAUUUCAGUUCCAUCUACAUUCUGCACCACUGUUCCAACUGCUGGUACUGAUGAAACAGUUAUAACUUCGUAUGUCACCUCAACUGCACACUCAACUGAAGUCAUUACUGUCACUAGUUGUGCUGAUAAUGGUUGUCAGACGCACACUACUCAUACUGGUGUUGUCGUUGUUACUGUGACUACCACUGAUGUUGCUACAACAUACACAACCUACUGUCCAUUGACUACAACUAAAGCUGUGUAUCGUGUUGCUAAACUUGCAAACUACAAGAGAGAUCAAACUGAAUUUAUUGCUACUGAAACCAACGAAAACACUAGCAAUUGGCCAGCUCCAACUUUAGUUCCAUAUGUUGGUAUUUCCAAUGACAGUUCUGCAGCCGUUAGUACUUUUGAAGGUGCAGCUAAUUCAGUUGUUCCAAGAUUAGGCCUCAUUGCCGGUUUCCUCAGUGCAUUGUUAUUUUUGUUUUAA
Messenger RNA from Candida albicans SC5314, 2262 nucleotides. It is a transcript of the gene PGA18, whose product is annotated as Pga18p. Lineage: Eukaryota; Fungi; Ascomycota; Pichiomycetes; Serinales; Debaryomycetaceae. The coding region runs from base 1 to 2262 and encodes 753 amino acids. The transcript has a single exon. The record is from RefSeq and is a predicted model, not a curated record.